Trichobilharzia szidati is the source of this 1070-nucleotide messenger RNA. The record is from the annotation of a GenBank genome assembly. Lineage: Eukaryota; Metazoa; Platyhelminthes; Trematoda; Strigeidida; Schistosomatidae.
AUUCAACAUGAUUGAGAAACAUUUGCUGAUAAUGGCGUGUGUUUGGACGUUGUUUCAAAUGUCCUACGUCCUGUGCAAGGAAAUAUCUCCGGCUAAAAGAAAUGAAUUGGACACGCUGAUCAAGCGUUACAGUGAACUCUAUGGCCAUUACAAGACUAAUGAAUGCGUUGCAUUAUUGACAGUCAGAUCACCAGAAAUCAAUUGGACUGUGGAGGAUUUUAACGAAAUUAUUCGCAAUACUAAGUUCCAGGUAUUUGCGGACACGACUGUGGAUUACCUGAACAAACUGAAAGGUGACUCUAAUUGGAAGAAUCUGAACGGAUUUUCUGCGAUAUACGAUUCCACUAUAGAAACAGCUGAAUAUGUUUAUUUGUUUCACUCCCGUACUGUAUUUGAAGAUAUUGAUGACAAAAUGAGGAACAUGAAAGUUAAAACUGACCUACCUGCAGUCUUCGCCAACCUCGUCAACUCUCUUCGCGAUGCAUGGACGGCUAGAAAGGAUUUGCUUGUCUCUCCAGCUGUGUACUACUAUAAAACUGUGCAUAUGCCGGAGAAUCACGACAUCAAUUAUACAGAUGAACACAUUACCGUAGAAGACUGGGGAAAAAUUAUUGAAAAGGAAUUUAUCAAAUCAAGAGAGAAAGUUGAGCAGGAAUGUUUGCGAAUGUCAGGAAUGCAACCCAAUGUAACUGCUGUCAAAAUGUUAUUGAAGAAAUCAGAUUGGAAAAAUGUACCGAAGUCUGAAUUCGGGCACGCUCUUGUUCAACUGAUUUCUGAAGUAGAAAAGGUUGAGAAGCACAGAAUCGACAGGUUUCACAGUAAGUUCAUUCAAAUUUCACUCAUAUAAUAAUGAAUGCAUAUAUGUUUAGCACCGUCACCCUUGAAUAUUGUGACUACAGCUCUCGAUGCAAUGGUACAAGAGGCUUCUCAUGACUUUGUUUCUUGUUGGUGAUUCUUUCCGGCCAUCUGAUCUUCAGUAUAGAACGAAGACAGUUGUUGUUAAUAAAGGUCUGCAACAGGCUGUUGGAAAUAUUAUUUGUGACCCGCUAAGUUUCUGAUCCGUACUACAG